UCAGCGCUGCGACGUGACGUACAGUGGAUGACAGCUGCGGGGUGGGAGUGAGUUGUUUUGGAAGGGUGAAUUUCUUGUCUGGUCAUUCGGCUCAACCCCGUCGCCGCAUUCGGCUUGCCCACGGUGGUUUGUUCACCGGCAUUAUGAAGCUAUUGUCCCCGUGACGGUUAUCCCACGUCACGGUAAAUGUGAACUUAUAAUUGUCAAUGGCGGCGCCCGGCGUUUUAGUAUCAGUGCUUGGAUUUUCUUCCUCGAACGAUCCUUCCACUCCUGGAAGCAUCAUUUUAAAAUAAAUUUUCUUUGUUUACAUUUGCGAGGGCCAACAUGUCGUUUUUCUGCAAUUGAGGCCGCACAGGCCGUGCGUUGUUCAUGUCUCGUCAUCAUUGAAAGCUAGCGUUAGCUUGUCAUCUGACUUCUUUUCUAAGACCAACUGCAAGAAUGACCGAACAAGACCUUUGUCCUCACCUGGACUCCAUCGGGGAGAUAACCAAAGACGACCUCUUACACAAAUCCAAGGGAGCGUGUCAAUCAUGUGGCGUUGUUGGUCCAAACCUGUGGGCCUGUCUUGAGAAUGACUGCCCUUAUGUGGGCUGUGGGGAGUCCUCCUCAGAUCACAGCACCCUACAUGCACAGACCAAGAAGCACAACCUGACGGUGAACUUGACCACCUUCAGGAUCUGGUGCUACGUGUGCGAGCGGGAAGUCUUUCUGGAACGUAGAUCCCCACUGACGCCUGUCCCUGUGCCUGCCGUCCCCCACCACCACAAUCAUUGCGCAGCCUUGGAGCAGGAAACGCUGCCGCUCAGUCACCCGUUAAAAGCCGUGCCGAUCGCCAUGGGGGACGAAGAAGGCUCAGAGUCCGAGGAGGAUGAGCUUAAACCCAGAGGUUUAACAGGAAUGAAAAACAUUGGCAACUCCUGCUACAUGAACGCAGCUCUUCAGGCCUUGUCCAACUGUCCUCCUCUCACUCGAUAUUUUUUGGACUGCGCCGGGCUGGUUCGCACGGACAAGAAGCCUGCUCUCUGCAAGAGCUACCAGAAACUCAUCUCAGAGCUGUGGCAUAAAAAGCGGCCAAGCUACGUCAUCCCGACCAGUCUGUCCCACGGCAUCAAGCUGCUGAACCCCAUGUUUCGCGGUUAUGCGCAGCAGGACACCCAAGAGUUCCUGCGCUGUCUGAUGGACCAGCUCCACGAAGAGCUGAAGGAGCCACUUUCUGAGUGCGCGGUUGGCAGCAGCGGCGAAAGCAGCGACGGUGAGGAGAGGCUCGAUGGUGAUCGCUCGCCCGCCGAGGAGGACUUCCUAUCCUGCGACUCGGGCUCCAACAGCGACCGCGGUGAGGCGGGCGGUGGCUGCGGCGACGGGGAGACGCCGGCACAAGACGAGCGCGACGGCGUCAACACAAUUGGGGACGGCCCCAUCGGCGGGGCGAUCUCGGAGAAAGAGAGGCUGAAGGAAAGGCGGGUCUCCGGUUCGCCCCUCCACGGGCCCUCGCAGGACAUGGACGAAGACGCCGACGUGGAUACGACUGUUCCGCAGAGAGCUGAGGAAGAAGAGGUUGUGGAGGAGGUUACUGACACUCAACACCAAGAGAACAAUCAAGAACAAGAAGGAAACGGCAUCUCACAGCCAGACAAUGAAUUGGCGAUGCCACGCCCGCAUUCCACCCCCUGCAGCCCAGUGAGAAACCUCCAGGAGCUCCAUUCCAAGCUUUCUUCCACCCCACCUCGCUCCAGUCCGCUGCGAUCUGCAGGCUCCUUGUACCCAUUUAAAAAAGCUCAGCCGCUGCUGACCUCCAGAAAGAAGAAGCAGUCUCACUAUCGCAGCGUCAUCUCUGACAUUUUUGAUGGCUCCAUCCUCAGCCUGGUCCAGUGUCUGACAUGCGACAGGGUGUCUACAACAGUGGAGACUUUCCAAGACUUGUCCUUGCCUAUUCCUGGGAAAGAGGACUUGGCCAAGCUCCAUUCCUCCAUCCACCAGAACCUGCCUGUCAAGACCAACGUGUGCCCCGACACGUACGGCUCCCAGGGCUGGAUCUCCUUCAUCAUGGAUUCCAUACGCCGGUUCGUGGUCUCGUGUAUACCCAGCUGGUUCUGGGGGCCCAUGGUGACUUUGGAGGACUGCCUCGCCGCCUUCUUUGCCGCUGAUGAACUCAAAGGAGACAACAUGUACAGCUGUGAGAGAUGUAAGAAGUUAAGAAAUGGUAUAAAAUAUUGCAAAGUGCUCCGACUUCCAGAGAUUCUGUGCAUUCACCUGAAGCGCUUUCGUCACGAGGUCAUGUACUCGUUCAAGAUCAGCAACCACGUCUCCUUCCCGCUAGAGGGCCUGGACAUGCGUCCUUUCCUGGCCAAAGACAGCCCGUCCCAAGUUACCACGUACGAUCUGCUCUCCGUCAUCUGCCAUCACGGAACCGCUGGAAGCGGCCACUACAUUGCGUACUGUCAGAACGUCAUCAAUGGUCAGUGGUAUGAAUUUGAUGACCAGUAUGUCACAGAGGUCCAUGAGACGGUGGUGCAGAAUGCAGAAGCUUACGUGCUCUUCUACAGGAAAAGCAGCGAGGAGUCUGUGAGGGAGCGGCAGAAGGUGGUGGCGCUGGCCAGCGCCAAGGAGCCCAGCCUGCUGCAGUUUUACAUCUCGCGAGAGUGGCUCAACAAGUUCAACACCUUUGCAGAGCCGGGCCCCAUCGCCAAUCACACCUUCCUUUGUCACCACGGAGGCAUCCCUCCGAAUAAAUACCACUACAUCGACGACCUGGUUGUUAUCGUGCCGCAGAAUGUGUGGGAGUACCUUUACAACAGUUUCGGAGGCGGUCCUGCAGUCAACCAUCUGUACGUGUGCGCCAUCUGCCAGGUGGAGAUCGAGGCGCUGGUUAAACGCAGGAAAAUAGAAAUGGACACUUUCAUUAAGCUCAACAGAGAAUUUCAAGCCGAGGAAGCGCCCGGUGUCAUCUUGUGCAUCAGCAUGCAGUGGUUUCGCGAAUGGGAAAGUUUUGUGAAAGGCAAAGACAACGAGCCGCCCGGUGCCAUUGACAACAGUAAGAUUGGCGUCAUGAAGGGAGGACACGUUCAGCUCAAGCAAGGUGCAGACUACGGUCAGAUUUCUGAGGAGACGUGGCAAUAUUUGUUGGGAAUUUAUGGCGGCGGUCCCGAGAUCGCGGUGAGGCAGACGGCGGUCCCGGUCGACCCCGACGGCCUCCACGGGGAGAGGAAGAUCGAAGCCGAAACCAGAGCACUCUGACGUCGUCAAAGACAGCGCCGUCCGGCUCCCUCCCACAUAGCUGAGGAAUUUGGCAUCUGGACAAAGAUGAAGACGGGUCAGGGCCGUGAGUAGACUGUAAACGUGCAGGACGCAAUGUUAUUUUUAAUUAUUAUUAAUUUUUUUCAAACCUUACACUGUCAUGGCUGUAGUCCCACAGGCAAUUCCGCCCAGAGAUGUAAGUGAUUUUUUUUUUCCCCUCCUCUUGUUGUCGGGCUGCUUUCUUCUGACUCGCGUGGCAACCUGUUACCACAACACCAUCAGUCAAAUACCGUACAUGUCUGAGUCCACAAGAAUGUCACGCAAGCGCACAACAAAAGCGUCCAGCAUGCACACGUAGGAUACAAAAUAAUAUUUGGGGGAUGGGGGUGAGCAUGUCACCUUAAUGGAGGUGGCGAAUGUAAAUUGUGGAAAAAAUUAAAAUCACUGAUUUAAUUAACUCCAUAAGAAAAAACUGUAUGAACACUGAGAUGUACUUAGAUGCAGAAGUAAACAUUUUUUUGAUAUAUUUUGUUUUUAAUUCAGUAUGUUAACUUGGUACAACAAAGUAAAAGCACCACCAAAUAGUUUUCCUCCUUAUUAACGUGAAAGCUAGGUCUGAAAUGAAGAAAAUCUUUGUUGCAAGCUAAAUUCUGGCAGGAUAUUAAAGGCUACUGACAACAGGAGCAAAACCAUAACACGCACACAAAAACUGCUCAUUUAGGUAAUAAUAACAAAUGAUAAAUUGCACUUUAAUUGCAUGUAUAUUUUCAAAAUUUGAGAAAUUUGAACACCAGAUGUUGGUGUUUUUUAGGCUAGCUUAAUGCAAAACACCAGCAUAGACUGACUCACGUUAAUUAGCAUAGACGGUAGAGUAAUUAUAAACCUUAAAAAAUGCUCCUUUAACACCUAUGGAGCAGCAACACAUACACACAACGCAAGAGCAUUGUUCAGAGGAAAAGAAAAUAUAUUGAACAAAGGAAAAUUAGCUCGCUUAAUGCUAGCAUAUUCGGUGAACCGUUAGAUCCAAGCUAAUGUACAUUAGCAUAGAUGCUACGGUAAUUUUAUCCACCUCAACUGCUACUUUACCAUACACGGAGCAGCAACGCAAACAAACCAAGGAUACAAUCAUAUUCACAGGCACAUAUUUUCUCUGCUUAUGGGCACAGCGUCUAUAACUGGUGUUUAUUUAAGGAUUCGUUUCUGCCUCGUCUUCUGGCUCUUGAUUACACUCCCAGGUCUCAGCGCUGCCUGGCAUUCGUUUAAAAAUUGCGUUAUUGUGAGGGAGGGACACUGCUAGGCAUCAAUAAGAAGUAAAUUGUGCUGUCGUGUUUGUGCCAUGAACUGAAAAAUGUGCUUUUACAGUGCAGUAGUCAUUUUGAAAUCCGCUUGUGUGUUUUAUUUUGAUCAUGUUUCAGCACGUAGCAUGGCGUGAAAUAUCACCCCCUGGCCCCCCAAAUAAUUUGAUGACGGUGUUCGUGGUACUAGCGAUGCUUUGAAAACAGUUGGCCUCAUUUCAACAGGAUGUCUUAAUGUGUGUACACAUGAUGUACUAAUGACUUGCUUAAAUUAUUAAAUAUGGUAUUUAAUGA
Messenger RNA from Hippocampus zosterae (dwarf seahorse), 4823 nucleotides. It is a transcript of the gene usp20, whose product is annotated as ubiquitin specific peptidase 20. Bases 439 to 3234 code for a protein of 931 amino acids. Gene Ontology annotation, molecular function: zinc ion binding; cysteine-type deubiquitinase activity. The record is from RefSeq and is a predicted model, not a curated record. Lineage: Eukaryota; Metazoa; Chordata; Actinopteri; Syngnathiformes; Syngnathidae. Gene Ontology annotation, biological process: protein deubiquitination. The transcript is spliced from 24 exons.